Molecule: messenger RNA, 3862 nt
Organism: Drosophila mojavensis
Lineage: Eukaryota; Metazoa; Arthropoda; Insecta; Diptera; Drosophilidae
Exons: 14
Coding region: 243-3779 (1178 amino acids)
Biological process (GO): transmembrane transport
Cellular component (GO): membrane
Molecular function (GO): transmembrane transporter activity
Source: RefSeq, a predicted model, not a curated record
UCUCUCGCAUGCAAAACGCUAGGCGCAUCACUCAUCACAGUGACAGUAAUUCCAAUAUCUGUGUAUCAAACCGAUAUGAACCGAAAACAAAGAAUCGGCAAUUUAAUUAAACAAGUUUCUUGUACGCAUUCGAGCCGUUUCUCGAGCUGAUCAAACGACAGUUGAACGUUAGAACUUGGCGCGACGUGUUGGCGAGCUUAACAUGAGAAUCGAAGUAGAAGCGUAAAAAAUAGAUUUCAAGCAUGGCAAAAACAAAUGAUACAGCGGCGGAGCCGGAACCGGAGACCAAGCUGAAUUAUAUGCAAAAACUAUGGCGCUAUCGUCGUUACAUGGUGAUCGAGCCAUUCUUCUUCUUCUACUUCAUGGCAUCCGUAUUCAACCAGGUGGCCAUGGCCAACUUCCCACUGGAGAAGGCAUGCCGUGUCAACCUCGGCUACAACAAAGCCACCUGCAUGGCCAUGUUGGAUAAAGCGGAAUUGGGCAUCGAUUGCGAUAGCUAUGAGUUCGAAAACACUACCGAUGGCGCAUCCAUGGACCAAACUUUGCUGGACGUCUAUUCGACAGGCUUCAAUUAUACGGUCUGCAAAGCCGAAGUGGAGGCCCAGAAGCUGUCCGCCGAUGUUUCGGGAAAACGUGCGCCCAUAGCUGCCAUAUUUCCAUUGAUUGUGCUGCUCUUCGCCGGAGGAUGGGCGGAUCGAUACAACAAGCGCAAACCAUGCAUGAUUAUACCCAUCGUGGGUGAAGCUUUAAUGUUCACCUGUCUCCUAAUUUCGGCCAUUUUCUUCGAUAGUCUGCCCAUGGAGUUCGGAAUGUAUUUGGAGGCGAUUGUGCCCGCGGUAUGUGGCGGUCUGACCUUCUGUUUGAUGGCGAUCUAUAGCUAUAUGACGAUUUCCACACCCGAAGAGGAUCGCAUCUUUCGGUUUGGCAUCUUUGCUAUGUUUUUAACCGGAGCUCCUCUUCUUGGGGCCUUCAGUGGAUAUCUCUUCAACACAUUUGGCUACAUAAUUUCGUUUGCUUCCGCCGUUGUCUUUCAAAUUAUUGCCAUACUCUAUAUCGUGUUCUUCAUCAAGGAGAUCAAGCCAAAGCCCAAGACAUCCGAGAAAGCGCCGGCUAACCCGGUGGAGGAUCAUGCUGCUGAUAAUAUGGCCUAUGAGCAAACCACCUUGGAUGAGCCGCCCGUUAGCAAGAAUGUUAACUUUCAAUUGACGCCACAUCUGGAGCCACCCAAAGUGGAGCCACCGCCUGUGCCUGUGAAACGUUCUUUGUUGAAGGAACUCUUUGAUCCCACCCUGGUAGUGGACUGCCUACGAUUUCCGUUGAUCAAGCGCAAGAAUAACGGACGCCUUCUACUACUUCUGCUGAUUCUGGCCUAUUUUCUUACUAUUGGCCCAAGCUCGGCUGAGAAUGACUAUUGGUAUCGCUUCACCCUGAGGAAGUUGAAUUGGAAUGGCAAUGACUUCUCCAUUUUUUUGACCUUAUCCGGGCUGGCGGCUCUAUUGGGUACUUUCAUAGGCACUGCCAUUCUUAGCAAGUUGCUCAAGUUCUCGGAUCCCUCCAUUGGAACUCUCUCCGCCCUGGCCAUUGUCUGUUCGCGUGUGAUGUUUGCUCUUGCCACUGACACCACGUCGUUCUAUGUGGCCUGCGUCGUGGACAUGUUUGUCAGUCUACGAGUCAUUGCCAUCAAAACCAUUGGCAGUAGCAUUGUGGAGGGAGAUGAGCUAAGCAAAAUGUAUUCCAUCUUUGGCAUCAGCGAACCGAUUGGCCAAUUCAUAUUUCCACCCAUUUACAGUCUGAUCUACCAAAACACAGUGGAGUCAUUUCCAGGAGCCUUCUUUCUGUUUGGAGAAAUCUUUUAUGUGCCCAAUGUUCUAGUCUUUGUCCUUUGCUAUUUCGUGUUGCGUCAUCGGAAGUCCAAAGAACAAAAGAAUUCCGUGGAACUGGCCCAAAAUAACGAAGGCAAUGGCCAGGCGGAUGCUGCCAAUGGCACAGAGAUUACUAGUCUAUGUAUGGAAAUAGCACAUAAAACUACGGUCGAGCCGGCGCCGGAGCCGGAACCCAAGUUGAAUUAUCUGCAAAAGAUUUGGCGCUAUCGUCGUUACAUGGUCAUCGAGUUAUCCUUCUUCUUCUACUUAAUGGCAAACAUACUCAACGAUGUAGCCAUUAGGAACCUUCCACUGGAGAAGGCAUGUCGCGUCAACCUCGGCUACAACAAAGCCACCUGCAUGGCCUUGUUGGAUAAAGCGGAAUUGGGCAUCGAUUGCGAUAGCUAUGAGUUCGAAAACACUAACGAUUGCGCCUGGAUGGACCAAACUUUGCUGGACGUGGAUUUGACGGGACUCAAUUAUACGGUCUGCGAAGCCGAUUGUAAGGUCCAGCAGCUGUUCGCCGAUGUUUCGGGAAAGCGUGCGCCCAUAGCCGCCAUAUUUACAUUGAUUAUCAUGCUUUUCGCCGGAGGCUGGGCGGACAAAUUCAACAAGCGCAAACCAUGCAUGGUUAUACCCAUCGUGGGCGAAGCUGUAUCAUUUAUCUGUCUAAUCAUUUCGGCGAUAUUCUUCGAUAGUCUGCCCAUGGAGUUCGGAAUGUACUUGGAGGCGAUUGUGCCCGCGGUCUGUGGCGGUCAGACACUUUGUGUAAUGGCGAUGUAUAGCUAUAUGACGAUAGCCACGCCAGAGGAAGAUCGCGUCUCCCGGUUUGGCAUCUUUAUAAUGUUUUUAAACGGACUUCCUUUACUGGGAGUCUUCAGUGGAUAUCUUCUCAACAUACUUGGCUACAUAACUUCGUUUGCCUCUGCCGUAGUCUUCAAAAUUAUUGCCAUUCUCUGUAUAAUGCUAUUCCUUAAGGAGAUCAAGCCAAAGCCCACAACAUCCGAGGAAACGCCAGAUAACCAGCUUAAGGGUCAUGCUGCUGAUAAUAUGGCCUAUGAGCAAACCGCCUUGGAUGAGCUGCCCGUUAGCAAGAAUGUUAACUUCCAAUUGACGCCACGUCUGGAGCCACCCAAAGUGGAGCCUCCGCCUGUGCCUGCAGUGAAACCUUCGUUGCUGAAGGAACUUUUUGAUCCCACCCUGGCGAAGGAAUGCCUACGAUUUCCGUUUAUCAAGCGCAAGAAUCACGGACGCCUUAUACUGAAUCUGCUUGUUCUGGCGACUUUCCUAAUCGUGGGCCCCUCCUUUGCUGAAAGUGACUUUGUGUAUCCCUUCACUAUAAAAAAGUUGAAUUGGAAUGGUACUGUGCUUUCUGUUUUUAAUACAAUCAACGGACUUCUGGGCAUAUUGGGUACUUACAUAGGGACUGCCAUCCUUAGCAAACGGCUCAAGUUCUCGGAUGCCUCCCUUGCCAUAUUCUCCUCUCUGGCCAUAGUCUGUUCGCGUCCGAUACUUGCCUUUGCGAAUAAUACGACGUGGUUCUAUGUGGGCUGUGCUGUGGACAUGUUUGCCCUUCUGCGAGUCAUUGCCACCAAAACCAUCAGCAGUAGAAUUGUGGAGGGAGAUGAGCUAAGCAAAAUGUAUUCCAUCUUUGGCAUCAUCGAACCAAUUACCCAAUUCAUGUUUCCACCCAUUUAUAGUAUGAUAUACCAAAAUACAGUGGAGUCAUUUCCAGGCGCCUUCUUUCUGUUUGGCGAAAUCUUUUAUGUGCCCAAUGUUCUAGUCUUUGUCCUUUGCUAUUUCGUGUUGCGUCAUCGGAAGUCCAAAGAACAAAAGAAUUCCGUGGAACUCGCCCAAAAUAAGGAAGCCAAUGGCCAGGCGGAUGCUGCCAAUGGCACAGAGAUUACUAGUCUAUGAGCCAAUUAGAAUAUCCCUAUAUGAAUCUAUAUAUGAAUCUGCAUACGCUAUGUAUAUAACUGUAUAUAUACGCCAUUCGCUUA